AUGCUUUGUAAUGCUCCUCCUCCUUCCUCCCUCCCUCCCCCCCUUCCCUCCCUCCCUCCCUCCCUCCUUCCCUCCCUCACUCCCUCCCUCCCUCCCUCCCUCCCUCCCUCCCUCCCUCCCUCCCUCCCUCCCUCCCCCCUUCCCUCCCUCCCUCCCUCCCUCCCUCCCUCCCUCCCUCCCUCCCUCCCUCCCUCCCUCCCUCCCUCCCUCCCUCCCUCCCUCCCUCCCUCCCUCCCUCCCUCCCUCCCUCCCUCCCUCCCUCCAUCCCUCCAUCCCUCCCUCCCUCCCUCCCUCCAUCCCUCCCUCCCUGCCUGCCUUCUUGCAUCGCUGGCUCUACCCUUCCCCAGGUCCCCCCUCCCCCAGGCCAUGCACCCGCCAGCCUAUCAGAGUGCAGGCUCCAUCCGCUGUGACGUCUGCACCACCUCAUGCACUCGUCUACCCCUUACUGUCAUCGGCCCAACAGACAUCCUCCAGUCAGACGUGGUUAUCCGCUGUGACGCCUGCACUGCACCACCUCAUGCGCUCGCUCGCCUGCCUUUAACUGUCAUCGGCCCGACUGACAUCCUCCAGUCAGACGUGCCCCUUGUGAAGGCCUUGCAACUGCACCUGCUGCACCUCUGCUCCCCACCUGCUGCUGACACCCUUCCAGCAGCAGCAACCCCGCUUCUCCCAUCUCCCCGCGCCUCUUGUGCUCUGCUCUGCUCCCCACCUGCUGCUGACACCCUUCCAGCAGCAGCAACCCCGCUUCUCCCAUCUCCCCGCUCCUCUUGUGCUCUGCUCUGCUCCCCAACUGCUGCUGACACCCUUCCAGCAGCAGCAACCCCGCUUCUCCCAUCUCCCCGCGCCUCUUGUGCUCUGCUCUGCUCCCCACCUGCUGCUGACACCCUUCCAGCAGCAGCAACCCCGCUUCUCCCAUCUCCCCGCGCCUCUUGUGCUCUGCUCUGCUCCCCACCUGCUGCUGACACCCUUCCAGCAGCAGCAACCCCGCUUCUCCCAUCUCCCCGCGCCUCUUGUGCUCUGCUCUGCUCCCCACCUGCUGCUGACACCCUUCCAGCAGCAGCAACCCCGCUUCUCCCAUCUCCCUGCUCUGCUCCCAUUUCUCCUUUUCUCCCCUCCCGGCCUCUUGUGAAGGCCCUGCGCCUGCACCUGUUGCACCUCUGCUUCCCACCUCCCAACUCUCACUCCCUUUUCCCUUGCUUUCCCCCAUUCUCUCCCAUUUCCCUCCCCUUCCUCCCCCCAUUCCCCUAUCAGCCGCUUGUGAAGGCCUUACGACUGCACCUGCUCCACCUCUGCUCCCCACCUCCUGCUAACACCCCCCCCCCCCCCCCCCUCGCUUCUUUUCCCCUCAUCCCUCCGUUUCCCCCCUUUCAGCCACUUCCGGCAUCGACGCCAACGCUCCCCUCCCCCUCCGACCGCACCGCCUUCUGA
Messenger RNA from Closterium sp. Naga37s-1, 1428 nucleotides. NCBI's taxonomy places the organism in Eukaryota, Viridiplantae, Streptophyta, Zygnematophyceae, Desmidiales, Closteriaceae. The record is from the annotation of a GenBank genome assembly.